AUGGCCACUCUUACCAAAAGCUACUUGGACCUUGUCAACGACUGUGACAGCUUUCCCUAUGAUGAGCCGGGUAAAGGGCCUUGCGACCACUGGUCGACCCUGUACCGCUUCUACAUGCCCGAAGACCCGCGACCACACGGACUCAUGCUUCCUGAAAUCGUCAAGAAGAUGCCAUGGACCAAGGAUUUUCGAGUCGAUCAUGACGCCAGAUCCGUAUGUCUUGAUCCCGAAGACAAAGAUCACCUGUCGGACGCAUGCACCCACGCCUUCUCCCACCUCAUCCAAAGAAGUAUCGACCAGGACAACUUUCAAAUUAUCCAUAAGAUGCACAGCGAGCCCUAUCCAGUAAUCGGAUACAAAGUCCCGGUUUCUUUCGAGCGGUAUUCGGGCAACCUAUUUGGAUUUGUGUCACGUGGCGCCCAUAUGACAGUAUACUCGAAGACUGCUGAGGGCAUGAAGAUAUGGGUCCCCAGACGCUCAGAGCAUCUGUUCACAUAUCCUAACUGCCUUGAUACGACUGUUGCAGGUGGCGUUGCUGCCGGCGAAGGACCGUUUGAGUGCAUUGUACGCGAAGCAGACGAGGAGGCUUCCCUGCCGGAGGAUCUGGUACGAAAGGAAACCAAGGCAUGCGGAUGCAUCACCUACGUCGGACUAUCAGAUGCUCGUGGCGCUGGUGAGCAGGGGUUAAUAUGUUCCGACCUGAUCUACGUUUACGACCUCGAGCUACCGGAAGGUAUCACAUGCGAGCAGAACGAUGAUGAGGUGAAAGAAUUCAGUCUGAUGAGUAUCGAGGAGGUAAAGGAUGGUCUUAGAAAGGCGGAGUUCAAGACAAACAGCGCCUUGGUGAUGAUUGAUUUUUUCAUUCGACAUGGCAUCAUCAAGCCCGAGGAGGAGAGACACUAUGCGGAGAUUAUGGCUCGUCUUCAUCGCAAGUUGCCACUUCCAACGGAUCCAGUGAGUGGUUAA
Drepanopeziza brunnea f. sp. 'multigermtubi' MB_m1 is the source of this 966-nucleotide messenger RNA. RefSeq lists its product as uncharacterized. NCBI's taxonomy places the organism in Eukaryota, Fungi, Ascomycota, Leotiomycetes, Helotiales, Drepanopezizaceae. The record is from RefSeq and is a predicted model, not a curated record. Gene Ontology annotation, molecular function: 8-oxo-dGDP phosphatase activity.